AUGUCUGUGGCAGAUUACACUAGCAAGUUUGAGGAACUCUGUAGGUUUUCUGGGGUAUGUCCGGGUGCCCCAGAGGCUUAUGAGAGUUGGAAGUGUAUUAAAUACCAAAGGGGGCUAAAGGACAAGAUUAUGACUACUGUGGCUCCUAUGGAGAUCCGUAUCUUCUCCGACUUGGUGAAUAAGGCAAGAGUGGUGGAGGAGUAUGCCAAAACUGUGGCGGCGUCCAAGGACACUCAUAGAGGGAGCUCUAGUCAGAGGCGUGGUGGGUGCUACAACUGUGGCUUGCCUGGAAAUUUUGCGAGGCAUUGCACAUGUGGGAAGAACCCAAGUGCGGGUCAGAGUCAGCACCAGGGGCGAGUUUUUGCUGUGAAUGCCAAGGAUGCUUCCAAGACGGAUCCGUUGAUGAGAGUUGAGGAAUUAGGCUUGAAAGUGUCAGAGUUACAAUUUGAUCUCCAUGUACAUACUUUGCAUCAGACGGUUAUGACUAGGUUAGGGUGUAGGCAAGUAGGUUUCAAACUUGAGGGUAGAGACUUUGUGCAUGACUUGAUUUGUUUGCCAAUGGUUGGAUUGGAGAUGAUUUUGGGGUUUGAUUGGUUGUCAAAGAAUCGGGUUUUGUUAAAUUGCUUUGAGCGGUCAAUUCGGUUUAUGCCAGAAGGAGAAAAUGGAGCGGUGGUAGCUACGGGGUAUUAUCUGAACUCUGUAAUGGUGCAUUGUAGUGGGAAGGAGUGUCAGGGUUAUAUCCUGUUGGUUGGUAACGCAUUAGGUGAUGCCCAGGACAUAGAUCAGAUACCGGUGGUUAGAAAUUUUCCAAAAGUGUUCCCGAAAGAUAUCCCUGAGUUCCCACCUCAAAGGAAAAUUGAAUUUUCGAUUGAAUUGGAGCUGGGAGCCAAACCAGUGUCGAUUGCGCCAUAUCGAAUGGCUCCGAUAGAGCUGUUGAACAAAGUGACUGUACAGAAUAAGUACCCGCUGCCAAGGAUAGAUGACAUGAUGGAUCAGUUGCAAGGAGCUGGAGUGUUUUCUAAGAUUGAUUUGAGAUCUGGGUACCAUCAAAUAAGGGUGAAAGAGAUGAUAUCCCUAAGACUGCGUUCAGGACGCGCUAUGGACACUAUGAGUUUGCGGUGA
This is a messenger RNA of Arachis ipaensis, 1122 nucleotides long. The record is from RefSeq and is a predicted model, not a curated record. Lineage: Eukaryota; Viridiplantae; Streptophyta; Magnoliopsida; Fabales; Fabaceae.